Molecule: messenger RNA, 5511 nt
Organism: Dunckerocampus dactyliophorus (ringed pipefish)
Lineage: Eukaryota; Metazoa; Chordata; Actinopteri; Syngnathiformes; Syngnathidae
Gene: mbnl2
Product: muscleblind-like splicing regulator 2
Exons: 9
Coding region: 831-2078 (415 amino acids)
Molecular function (GO): metal ion binding
Source: RefSeq, a predicted model, not a curated record
UCGGCACACUUCUGCUUCCUGCUUGCGCGUCCGGCUGCCUGCACGCCCGCCUGCCUGCCCGCCCGCCCGCCUGCCUGCCUACCUCACUUGCUGGCUUGCUUGCUGCGUGGCUGAGAGUGAGAGAGACAUUGAGAGAGGAUCCGUCUCGGCGUGGACCUCUGGUUGCGGCACUGGGCAGCGUGCGGGGAAUGACAACAGUUCACAUGCUCGUUAACUCCAGUUGCUGAGGCAGACAACCGUGCUGUAUCUGGAAGCACAGUGCCACGCAAGGUGCCUCUUAUGUCGGGGACAGCAAACGUGCGAGCUCGGGGACCCGCUGAAACAAGAUCGCUGACAGAAAGUGCCUUGUGAGACAGCAUCCCUACUUGAAGAUCCGUGAUAGCGUUAAGGAAUUCCUGAGCCCAUCUGCAGUCGAGACAGGACGUUCAGACACUUGCUUUAGUCCUUCAGAAUCUUCUUCUUGCUCUCCAACAACAUUUUUGGACAUUUUUGUGUCACUGGCAAAAGCAACUGAAGUCAUCUGUGAGAAUGCUUCCUCUGCUUUGUCAGAUGUUUGCACUUGAUUCUUGCUGAGUGAUGAACAAUCCACUGUUUAAGUGACAAAUUGCUCGACAGCAGCCCCAUGUUCUGCUCACACACAAGACUUUGCCAGUUCAUUACCUCCACUUUCCUGUCUGCAGCGACAAAUCUUAUCCGUUGAGCUGAAACGGGUUGUUUUCAGCCGAAACUUCCAUCAGCUGUUAUCCCUGGAAUCCAGCAACAGCUCCUCAGAGGACGUGCCUCCUCCCGAAACCAAGUGGCUCUGCUCCAAACCAGCCAGCGACGCUGACAUGGCUCUGAACAUUGCUUCCAUACGUGACACAAAAUGGCUGACCCUGGAAGUGUGUCGGCAGUUUCAGAGGGGGACUUGCUCACGCAGUGAUGAAGAGUGCAAAUUUGCCCACCCACCUAAAAGCUGCCAGGUGGAAAAUGGGAGAGUGAUCGCCUGUUUUGACUCUUUGAAGGGCCGCUGCACACGGGAGAACUGCAAGUACCUACACCCGCCUGCCCACCUGAAGACCCAACUAGAGAUCAACGGGCGUAAUAACCUGAUCCAGCAGAAAACAGCAGCCGCCAUGUUGGCUCAUCAGAUGCAGUUUAUGAUUCCUGGCACCACCAUGCAACCUGUGGUCAGUGCUGCUUACAGGAAAUGUACUGUAUACCAAGAAGGAAGUUGUACGUCAUUACAGACUGUAAAUAGGUCAAAUGUCUUCCUUCUGCAGCAGACUUUUCCAGUUAGUCAAGCCCUGGGCUCCAGCGCAGGUUUGAGCUACACACCAUACUUGACCCCCAUGUCUCACAGCAUGGGCCUGGUGCCCACAGACAUCUUGCCCAGCACCCCAGUGAUCGUCCCAGGCAGUCCUCCUGUGUCGGUGUCUGCAAGCUCCUCCGCCAACCAGAAACUGCUGCGAACAGACAAACUGGAGGUUUGUCGUGAAUUCCAGCGGGGCAACUGCGCUCGUGGCGAGACCGACUGCCGCUUUGCCCACCCAAGUGACAGCCCCAUGAUCGACACCAGUGACAACACAGUCACCGUCUGCAUGGACUACAUCAAGAGUCGUUGCUCUCGCGAGAAGUGUAAAUACUUCCACCCGCCGGCACACUUGCAGGCCAAAAUCAAGGCCGCCCAACACCAGGCCAAUCAGACAGCGGUCGCUGCGCAAGCCGCCGCCACGACAGCAGCCAUGACUCAGUCGACUGCCAAAGCAAUGAAGCGACCCCUCGAGGCAACUGUAGACCUGGCGUUUCCUCACAGCGUCCUUCAGCCGCUACCAAAGAGACCGGCACUGGAGAAGAGCAACGGUGCGAGCUCGCUGUUCAACCCCAGUGUCUUGCAUUACCAGCAGGCACUGACCAGCGCUCAGCUCCAGCAGCCAGCUUUCUUUCCCACAGGGUCAGUCUUGUGCAUGACACCUGCUAGCAGUCUUGUCCCAAUGAUGUACAGUGCUACGCCUGCUACUGUCUCUGCAGCAACAACUCCUGCCACAAGUGUCCCCUACGCAGCAACAGCACCAGCCAAUCAGAUCAUCCUGAAGUAAGCAACCCCACGGGACGGGUGUGUGAAGGAGCUGCAGAUACUCUACCGUGUAAAUACUACCUUACCUCUCCCAUAGAGGUCCAGCAACCUGCAUGCUAAGAGUGUAACACGGCUUAUCCCACACACACACACACACACACACCAUAUAUAGCGUAUGUAUUUCUAGGAAAAAGUCCAAGAUAUUGCUAUUGUAUACUUGUACACGCUACACAAACACCACAGUGGUCAUUGAAACCCUUUCUUUCGUAUUUAUUUGACAUUUCUGCACCCUUUUGUUCCUCGGUUGGCAUCGAAUGGACGCUUGAUUUGCACUACAUGAUGCGUACGGUGCAUCCUACCAAGUGGAACACACACAAGUCACAGGAAGGCUGCGAGUCCACGCACACGCACACGCACACUCUCUCUACGGCCUCGAGUGCUUCUGUUUUGUGGACGUGAGCGUGCAAGAUGCCAGGAACAGAGCGGGACCUCCGAGCAUUUUGCCAAUGUGGCCACCUGGAGAAGAUAUGAGGUUGUUGUCGCCGUUUCCCAACUGGUGGAGAGUGGUACCUUCUCCGCUUGAGGACCAGCUAUCACACAGCAGACACCCGAGAAGCCGGGGUCAGUGCCAAGGGCUUAUCAGGGGGCGGGGCGGGGUUAGUCCCAGACAUACCAAGCCAUGUGUGUGUGUGUGUGUGUGUGUGUGUGUGUGUGUAUCUGUGUGUAUCUGAGGACCGUCUGCCGGCAGACAAGGACACGAGUGGCUGCUAGGUCGGUGAUGACGGGACAGAAGAAGCUUUUAAGUGCUAAACAAAAACAUUUGGUGCAUUCGGCAACGCCCAACGACUUGAACUCGGACUCGGAGGGCUGCCUGCGUCUGACCCCCUCCCGUUUCAUCCUAGAAAACCCGUAGAAGUGCCUAAACAUGCUCACCGACCGACCGCAUCCCGCACACACGCCGGCCGCCGACCCACUGACGGUAAAAAAAACCAAGAAAUUAAAAAAAAAAAACACAGCAACAACAACAAAAACGUUUUUUUUCUACCAACUGUCCAUGGACAUCACAAGUGUCUUUCUGGAAGGAGCUUUGAAUGUCUGCUGACUUUCACCACCGACCGUCAUUUCGUACCAGUAGUUUACAGGAGGAAGAGGAGCGGAAAAACACACAAUGUAUUGUAAAGCGUGUGAUCAUGUAUGGAAAGUGUCUCUUUCUUCUCAGACUUCUGCUUGGAGACGUGUGCUGUUUAUAUACUGUAUACAAGUAUAUAUAUACAGUAUAUAUACACAUGUACAGUAUAUACAUAUAUAUAUAUAUGUCUGAAACUCCCCCCACAAAUCAUUUUCUUUUAAAUAUUCCACAAAAAAAGUAUUUGUUUUUAUAUAUUUUAAAUAUUUUUUUAAAACAUAUAAAAAUAUAUAAAAUGUUCAAGAAAAAUGUAUGUAUUGUAUCUUUUAAUAUAUAUUUUCCAUUUUUCCCCCGCAAAAGACACAACAUUGUUUCUUUUUUAAAUCCCAAACGAUAUUUAACAUAUUCUUUAAAAAAAUACUUAUUCAUAGUUUUUUUAAAUAUAUAUUUUCAAUAUUUAAAAAAUAUUUAAAAUAUAUAAAAUAUUCUAGAAAUGUAUGUGUUAUUUUUAGUUGUAUUUUUUAUUUUUUCCCCCCAAAAGAGAUGUCAUUUCACGGUGCUUGAUGCUUACCAUCGACAAUCCACAAUCAGACCUGAUGGGUUUCAUUCUCUGCAUUGUGACGCGUGUGUGUGCGUGUGUGUGUGUGUGUGUGUGUGUGAUAUUUGUUGCUGGGAUGGGGGGGCGGGGGGGUAAAGUUCUAUUUUGUUGUAAUUUAUCUUGUUCCUCUUCAAGUUAACUGCUAUGUUGUAAACAACUUUUAAAACGAAUGUAAUUUAUUGUGCAUGGUUGGAGGUCAUGUGACAAGCCGCACGUGCGCCACGCUUUUUAGUUGGCUUAAAAAGUCCAUCCUUUAAUCGAAAGCGACUGGACCUCCAUGGCCUUCUCGUUGGAAAGGAAACCGUGUUGCGUUGUCGAGAGAGGAAAGAAAAUCAAUUGUGUCGUAUUAGAUGUGAUUUUAGCAAAACAAAUAAACAAAAAAAAAAGAUGUACUUUUCACUCCAGUAUGCUAGCAUUUCAUAAUAAUAUAAGUUGUUGGCGUGGCAACCAAGUGUUGCAGUUACUAAAAGUUUGGUAUUUUUGUAAGUUUUUUUUUUUUUUUUGCUAGAGCACUGUACACACGUUAGAUUGUAAACAAGAUAUUAACAUUUCUUAUUCUUUGCUAACAUGUUCACAGCCCCUAUAGCGCUGUCACACUCAAUAUCACAUAGACUCUAUGAAUAUAGAAAUAUAGAUAUAAGAACAAAAUCAUUUCUAAAUGAUUACUUAGCGUACAACAAAGGACCUUCAGGAGCCACACUGACAUGUUUUAUUCAAGGAUUGCACUUUUAAUACUGUUUUCACUUCCUGUCAUGGUUUUACGUUUGCGGAACCCUCCAGCAUCAAACAACCAAAAGGAGCGUCAUGCAUGGGGGAAACUGUUUUCUUUUCUUCCAAGUCAAUGUUUGUUGUGGGACAUGUCCGUGUUUGGUUUCCGACAAUGCCCAAGCGUCACCAUGGACUGAUGGUAAAAGAAAAGAAAAGAAAAAGACAUUUCUGAGCAGACUCGGCUUAUCCAAACACGUUGCCUUAAGUUUGGUUCCCGAGCGAGAGACGCGUCUCUUCUCCAGCCCCCUGACUUUGAUUUCAAACAUGAACUUUCUCAUCUAAAGCCAUUCGAAGUCAAUGGAGGCCAAAGGGGGCGAAGAUGAGGACAAUUCUGUGAUCCCCGGACCUCCGCGGACCUCAGAACUUGUAAUUCGAAGCUUUCGCCAGCAGAGGGCGCCAGACGGGAUAAAUGUGACGUACUGUGAUUGUGUGCCAUGAUCGUUGCUCUGCACCUCCACAACCAAACAGGACACACACACUCCCAUCUGAUAUUGUCAUCAUUUAUGACAAAUGUAUUCUUUUGAAUAUAUUUUGUGCUAUAUUAUGUUUAUAUUAGUCAAAUGUUUGUUCUUUGGUUCCAGCAAGAUAGUGUAAAAUCUAUUGAAAGAAGGAAAUAAAGAAAAGUAAAGGGUUACUUUUUUGUUGGCCAUCUCUUUAUCAGCUCACCGCCAUAGAAAAAUUACCAACCGAAAGACACGAGAUGGGCGAUACUACAAAUUUUGGUAUCGCUGUGAUACCAACUGAACGCAGGUAUUGUCGAUAGCGGUACGUUUAACUUGGACAUUUUUUCGGGAUUACCGAGUGAUUUUUUUGGUUAAUGAUACACAUCAAGUAUUUUAUCAAAUAUAUAACAGUUUGUAAAUACGGCAAUAUAGAACAAUAUCAAUUGCCAAUUCAAAUAGUACUUGUAUAGCACAUUUAUAGCAACCAGUUAUCACGUACAGGUGUUUGAGCAAAACCAAU